GCGCAGGAAAGGGUUAAAGAAUGGGUUUCUUCUCCUCAUGCUUCGUCUUUUUGUUGAUUUGUUCAGACUCCAGUAGCGACACGAACUCACUGACAUCUUCUCAACGGAUCUUCCUUUCGACUUGACACAAAAGAGAGCAGCAGUCAUGGGGAAAGGAUGCAUAGCCGCCACCAAGUACUUCCUGUUCUUGUUCAACCUCCUCUUCUUUAUUUUCGGAGCUGUAAUCAUGGGCUUUGGACUUUGGGUCAUGCUGGAUAAUCAGAGUUUCAUCAUGGUUUUGCAUGAGUCCUCCACAACGCUGAAAGUUGGCGCUUACAUCUUGAUUGGGAUUGGAUCCCUUACCAUGAUCAUGGGUUUCCUGGGCUGCAUCGGUGCCAUUUAUGAGAUCCGAUUCCUUCUUGGACUGUACUUCACCUGUCUCCUCCUCAUCCUCAUCGCCCAGGUGACAGCCGCUGUCCUCAUCUACUUCCAGCGAGACCUGCUGAGACAAGAGAUGUCCACUAUUGUGAACAAAAUUAUGGUGAACUACACCGGGGAAAACAAGACAACUGAGCAUGCCUGGGAUUAUCUCCAGAGAACGAUGAAGUGCUGUGGUUGGACUGGACCAUCUAACUGGACGGAGAACGUGUUGAUGAAGAGUCCGAACAAUUCUCAGAACUGGUAUCCAUGUUCCUGCAGAAAUGGAUCCCUCAGUGGCACGGAUAUGAGGGAAACAGGCCUGUGUCCGCAUCUGUCCUCUGAUUGGCCCGUCUUCACUACGGGUUGUGUAUCUAGUGUGGAGGACUGGCUCCUGAGGAACAGUGGAGUAAUUCUGGGAGUCUGUGUCGGAAUAGCAGUGAUUGAGCUUUUAGGGAUGAUCCUGUCCAUGUGCCUGUGCAAGAGUGUCCAACAGGAGGAUUACACCAAAGUACCCAAAUACUGAGAGCAAACCCCCCUUCAGUGACAGUGUUACCGACCAGCAGGACAACUGGAACAAAACAGGCCACACACACACACACUCUUUUCACUUUAUUAGCCCCUGUAAACAUUGAAACAUCACGCUGUUUAGGAUCAACGUUUUGUUGCAUCUUUUUCUUUUCGAGAAACUAGUGAUAUGUAGAUCUUUGUCUUGUUAGUGCUCUGCAAGGCCUAAACAGCUUUAUAUUUGGUAUCUCACUCUUGCAUUGCUAUACUGUUGCGUUUAUGGUUUUCAUCGUUAGUUGAAUGUGAGAGCACUUUAGUGAAUAGAGAGUUUGAAUUGAAAUGGAAAGAGCUACUUUUAAAAUACUAGUAUAAAACACGGGGAAAUCUGUUUUUUUGACCUUUUAUAAUGAGAAUUGUGUACUUUCAGUUCAGCUGUGUGUAUAUAUAUCAAUAGGAAUGACAUACUUCGGUGAGGUUCGUUCUUCUCAGCACUUAAUGAUGUGUUUUCUGCCUGUGUUAUUAGCCGGGUUGGGUCACUCAGGGUGGAGUCUGGGUAAAGAUGGCUGCGGUUGAGCAAUGUCAAGACUGAAGGCUAGAUUGGAGUAGUUUCGUUUGGUUCACAUGCGAGUCGGCCUACUUCGCUCUGUGGAUCAGGGUGUGUAUGUGGAUUUAGGUUGUGUGUGUAUCCCACAGUUCCUCACGCUGUGCUGGUGUGGGUAAAACAUCUGUGCAAGUAUGUCGAUAAGCAGGCGUUAUAUACAGAUCCUGCAGCACCAGAUGUGACGUUACUGACCCAUUUCAGCUGAACCAAAACUGUGCCAGGCUUUUUAAUAUCUUUUGACUUUCUUCUUUUUGAUAUUUUUGCUUCUAUAGUUUUAUUAUUUCAUGUGACGCUGAUGUAAACUGGUCAGCUUUUUGAAUUGAGGAAGCCUGGGUUUGUUUAUAUCAAAAUUCAAAGGAGUUUCUGAGGAAUAAUAUGGGCUGUUUAGUGUUUUAGCGAAGCUUCGUCUGAGUAGAUAAGAGAAGGGAAUGACCCGGCCGUUGUCUGCAACACUGUUGCUUUUUGAGAAAAAAAAAAUAUUUGUUUCCUAAAUCAGUCCUUUACAAUAAUUUAAAUCUUUCAAGAUUUUUUUGUCAAACGUCUUUAUUUGUAUCUUGUCAUGAUGCUGUCCUCCUGUAGAACUCUAGUUUAGAUAUUUAAGAGCUUUUUUUUUUUUUAAUCUGAAAACAUACCAACGUGUUCCGGAAGCUUGUGUGGGAAAAACUCGCAUGAAAGUGUCAGAAUUGGGAGAAGAAUUUGAACUAAGACUUUAUAUCUCGCAAUUGCGACUUUAUUUCUCCGAAUUUUAAGUUUAUACCUCGCAAUUGCGAGAAGAAUAGUCAGAAUUGGGAGAUAAAUCCGAAUUACGUUUUGUUUUGUUUUGUUUUUAUUCUGUGGUGGAAACAAGCUUCCAUAACAUUGGGAUAAUAAUGUAUUUCCGAGGUAAAGUGAAGGGCUUUUUCUACUUUCUUAUACAUAAUGUAAUGUUUACCUGGGAAGCCAUGUUUCUGUAUUGGGUUUUACCAGCUGAUUCAGUAGUUAUGAAACAUGUCUAUGCAAUAGUUAAGAGUUGAAUUAAAAGAAAACUUUGACACAA
Molecule: messenger RNA, 2540 nt
Organism: Pimephales promelas (fathead minnow)
Lineage: Eukaryota; Metazoa; Chordata; Actinopteri; Cypriniformes; Leuciscidae
Gene: cd82b
Product: CD82 molecule b
Cellular component (GO): plasma membrane
Source: RefSeq, a predicted model, not a curated record